Molecule: messenger RNA, 1764 nt
Organism: Cyprinodon tularosa
Lineage: Eukaryota; Metazoa; Chordata; Actinopteri; Cyprinodontiformes; Cyprinodontidae
Gene: ube2r2
Product: ubiquitin-conjugating enzyme E2R 2
Exons: 6
Coding region: 601-1389 (262 amino acids)
Biological process (GO): protein polyubiquitination; ubiquitin-dependent protein catabolic process
Molecular function (GO): ubiquitin conjugating enzyme activity
Source: RefSeq, a predicted model, not a curated record
CGCGUAUGACGUAGCGCAGACACGCGCAAUGAUAGCCGGAAGCAUCGAUGGGAGGAAAAUAAAAAUCGAUUAAAGCCAGUGUAUAUCGCCAGUGUCAGAAAUCUAGUUUCUGUCCUUCCUGUUACCACAAGCUCGAGUUUCUCUGUGUUUUUAUUUUGCUGAAGGGAACGUCGGACAGCCAGACGCGCCGCUCCGUUUGCUCCAAGUUGCUCAGUGGGGGUUUCUAGCUGACGUGUGGAGAAGUUGAGACUGCUGGGGCGCAGAUAAACAAACAUAAACAAGCAGGGGAUCACCUGAGCGCCUGUUCCAACCGAACCAGGAGCUCGGAGAGAUGGCAGGAGCGGCCGAAUCCCAGGUUUGAGCCGCAGCAGACGGUGACUUUCACUCAGACUUGCUUUUACAUGUCAACAGUCAACACAAAGAAUUUAAGGAAACACGAGGAGAAAACCCACAGCUCCUCUUACUGUUGGUCACCCACAGCGAUAUUGUUAUGUUCAGCCAAUAAGUUCACCUUUCAGGUUCCAGCUGGAAACAAACCAAUACAUAUAGCUCGAGGAGGCAGAGGUUCACUGAUCUGUGGCCCCUGGUCCCAUAAGUAGAAUGAACAUGGCCCACCAGGCAACUCCUAGUUCCCAGAAAGCCCUAAUGAUGGAGCUGAAGUCCCUGCAGGAGCAGCCGGUGGAAGGCUUCCGCAUCACCCUGGUAGAGGAGUCUGACCUCUACAACUGGGAGGUGGCCAUCUUUGGGCCUCCCAAUACUUUGUAUGAGGGGGGUUACUUCAAGGCUCACAUCAAGUUCCCCAUUGACUAUCCAUACUCUCCUCCUACGUUUCGCUUCCUCACUAAGAUGUGGCACCCAAACAUUUACGAGAACGGAGACGUUUGCAUCUCUAUCCUACACCCUCCUGUCGACGACCCACAGAGCGGGGAGCUGCCGUCUGAAAGGUGGAACCCCACCCAGAACGUCAGGACAAUCCUGCUCAGUGUGAUCUCUCUGCUUAAUGAGCCCAACACCUUCUCCCCAGCCAAUGUAGACGCCUCGGUCAUGUUUCGCAAAUGGAGGGACAGCAAAGGCAAAGAUAAGGAGUACGCAGAGAUAAUAAGGAAGCAGGUGUUGUCAACAGCAGCAGAGGCCGAACGGGACGGCGUCAAGGUGCCGACCACGCUGGCGGAGUACUGCGUUCAGACCAGGGUUCCCUCUCAGGACAGCAGCUCUGACCUUCUCUACGACGACCUGUACGACGACGACAUGGAGGAGGAGGACGAAGAGGAAGACGAGAGCGAGAUGGAGUCUGUAGGUGAGGCGAGGGGCACCAGCUCUCUAGAGGACGGUGGGACGUCCACCAGGCACUAUGACAACCAGGACGACUCUGGCAACGAAGACUCUUGAUGAUCUGGAUUAUAAAUCCUCCCCACCAAUUUAGUCCCACCAUCGUCUUUUCGUUCCUUUUUUUCUUUUCUUCUCCUGAGUGUGUGGAUGUGUACACGUGUGUGGGUGUGUGUGUGUUUGUGCAAACAGUGGGGUCAAAAGUCUACUGCCAAAAUGUUUAAUCAUUGAUCUAGUUCAUCUUUUUCACAUGCUGUCAAAAAAAUAACAAAACAACAACCUCAUUGCAACAGAUGCCUGUUGGCACUUUUUCCACAUAAAGUCAGAGUUUGGUGUUCUCACUGUUUGCCUUAACAAAAACCCACAGUCUGUUGAACGCUUGGAAAAGUUGGAGUUUGUAAAAAAAAAAAAAAAAAAAAAGGAAAACGGUUCAAGAGA